AUGCAACUUCCUCACUGCUCUGCUCUCCCCUGGUCCCCGUUCUCCCCUGGUCCCCGCUCUCCCCUGGUCCCCGUUCUCCCCUGGUCCCCGCUCUCCCCUGGUCCCCGCCUCUCCCCUGGUCCCCGUUCUCCCCUGGUCCCCGUUCUCCCCUGGUCCCCGCUCUCCCCUGGUCCCCGCUCUCCCCUGGUCCCCGUUCUCCCCUGGUCCUCGCUCUCCCCUGGUCCCCGUUGUCCCCUGGUCCCCGCUCCUGGUCCCCUGGUCCCCGUUCUCCCCUGGUCCCCGCUCUCCCCUGGUCCCCGUUCUCCCCUGGUCCCCGUUCUCCCCUGGUCCCCGCUCUCCCCUGGUCCCCGCUCCCUGGUCCCCCUGGUCCCCUGGUUCUCCCCUGGUCCCCGUCUCCCCUGGUCCCCGUUCUCCCCUGGUCCCCGUCUCCCCUGGUCCCCGUUCUCCCCUGGUCCCCGCUCUCCCCUGGUCCCCGCUCUCCCCUGGUCCCCGUUCUCCCCUGGUCCUCGCUCUCCCUGGUCCCCGUUGUCCCCUGGUCCCCGUUUCCCCUGGUCCCCGUUCUCCCCUGGUCCCCGCUCUCCCCUGGUCCCCCGCCCCGCUCUCCCCUGGUCCCCGUUCUCCCCUGGUCCCCGUUCUCCCCUGGUCCCCGCUCUCCCCUGGUCCCCGCUCUCCCCUGGUCCCCGUUCUCCCCUGGUCCUCGCUCUCCCCUGGUCCCCGUUGUCCCCUGGUCCCCGCUCUCCCCUGGUCCCCGUUCUCCCCUGGUCCCCGUUCUCCCCUGGUCCCCGCUCUCCCCUGGUCCCGCUCUCCCCUGGUCCCCGUCUCCCCUGGUCCCCGUUCUCCCCUGGUCCUCGCUCUCCCCUGGUCCCCGUUGUCCCCUGGUCCCCGCUCUCCCCUGGUCCCCGUUCUCCCCUGGCCCGCUCUCCCCUGGUCCCCGCUCUCCCCUGGUCCCGUUCUCCCCUGGUCCCCGCUCUCCCCUGGUCCCCGCUCUCCCCUGGUCCCCGUUCUCCCCUGGCCCCUGCUCUCCCCUGGUCCCCGUUCUCCCCUGGUCCCCGUUCUCCCCUGGUCCCCGUUCUCCCCUGGUCCCCGUUCUCCCCUGGUACCCCGCUCUCCCCUGGUCCCCGCUCUCCCCUGGUCCCCGUUCUCCCCUGGCCCCUGCUCUCCCCUGGUCCCCGUUCUCCCCUGGUCCCCGUUCUCCCCUGGUACCCGCUUUCCCCUGGUCCCCGCUCUCCCCUGGUCCUCGCACUCCCCUGGUCCCCGCUCUCCCCUGGUCCCCGCUCUCCCCUGGUCCUCGCACUCCCCUGGUCCCCGCUCUCCCCUGGUCCCCGCUCUCCCCUGGUCCUCGCACUCCCUGGUCCCCUCCCCCUGGUCCCCGCUCUCCCCUGGUCCCGCUCUCCCCUGGUCCCCGCUCUCCCCUGGUCCCCGCUCUCCCCUGGUCCUCGCACUCCCCUGGUCCUCGCACUCCCCUGGUCCUCGCACUCCCCUGGUCCUCGCACUCCCCUGGUCCUCGCACUCCCCUGGUCCUCGCACUCCCCUGGUCCUCGCACUCCCCUGGUCCUCGCACUCCCCUGGUCCCCGCUCUCCCCUGGGUUCUUCUGA
This is a messenger RNA of Knipowitschia caucasica, 1596 nucleotides long. NCBI's taxonomy places the organism in Eukaryota, Metazoa, Chordata, Actinopteri, Gobiiformes, Gobiidae. The record is from the annotation of a GenBank genome assembly.